AUGAUAUCCUGCGUCUUGUGGACUGGUGCCUGCGAGGCAUCUAACCAGGUUGCAUACUUAGCGCACGAACGACCUACGACUGCUGAUGCAAGUAUCGCUGCGGUGUGCCUCCAAGAUCAUCAACCGAAAGGUUUUUAUGGGUACCAGUCAUUGGUGAACCACAAUGAAAGGGUUGAUGCUCUGAGGGACCUUACCGGUGUGACUGCCAUGGUGUUCCUGACAUUGUUGAAUUUGUUGUCAAAGGUGCGUGGGGAGCGAUACUUAAAGCUGGGUAUGAAGAGCAAGCUCCUGCUUUUUCUGGUCAAGAUGAAGCAUGGACUGACCUUCUCUGCCUUGGGUGUAUUGUUUGGUAUCCACCGAACCAGUGCGUCGCGCAUCUUCUACACGAUUCUAGAUGUGCUCUAUGUUAGUACGCAGGAAUGGACCCAAUGGUUUUCUAGAGAUGUUCAUGCAUCAAUGCCCGCAUCGUUCCAGUCGAAGUAUCCUAAUUGUAGGGUUAUCGUCGACUGCAGUGAAGUCCGGAUUGAGAAACCGAGCAAAGUCACUGACAGAGUGAACUGCUGGAGUAAUUACAAAAGUGACUUCACGCUGAAAUAUCUUGUUGGCAUCACGUCAUCUGGGUACAUCACAUUUCUUUCAGAUGUUUAUGGCAGAAGAGCAAGUGACACUUACAUCAUAGCAAACUCUCGGUUGGUUAACCUGCUAGAACCAGGUGAUAUGGUUAUGGCCGACAAAGGGUUUCCACACGUGAAGGGUGACUUGGAGAGUAAAGAUGUGACUCUCGUUAUGCCACCAUUUGCAAAAGCUAAUGAACAGUUUACGGAGGCAGAGAUGAAGGAGACAUACAAGGAUGCAUCUCAUCGAAUUUAUGUUGAGAGAUGUAUUCAGCGGAUUAAGAGUUUUCCCAAUCUUGAGCCAGAGUUUGACGCCAGAACUCAAAUGCCACAUAGACAAACUUCUACAUGUAUGUAG
This is a messenger RNA of Ixodes scapularis (black-legged tick), 972 nucleotides long. RefSeq lists its product as uncharacterized. The transcript has 2 exons. NCBI's taxonomy places the organism in Eukaryota, Metazoa, Arthropoda, Arachnida, Ixodida, Ixodidae. The record is from RefSeq and is a predicted model, not a curated record. Bases 1 to 972 code for a protein of 323 amino acids.